This is a messenger RNA of Solanum dulcamara, 566 nucleotides long. Its product is annotated as 40S ribosomal protein S21-2. Gene Ontology annotation, cellular component: ribosome; cytosolic small ribosomal subunit. Bases 56 to 421 code for a protein of 121 amino acids. The transcript is spliced from 4 exons. The record is from RefSeq and is a predicted model, not a curated record. Gene Ontology annotation, molecular function: structural constituent of ribosome. NCBI's taxonomy places the organism in Eukaryota, Viridiplantae, Streptophyta, Magnoliopsida, Solanales, Solanaceae. Gene Ontology annotation, biological process: endonucleolytic cleavage to generate mature 3'-end of SSU-rRNA from (SSU-rRNA, 5.8S rRNA, LSU-rRNA); translation; endonucleolytic cleavage in ITS1 to separate SSU-rRNA from 5.8S rRNA and LSU-rRNA from tricistronic rRNA transcript (SSU-rRNA, 5.8S rRNA, LSU-rRNA).
GCCCAGAGGGUAUACACAGAGCAACUAGGGUGGAUAAAAAUUCUCAUCUGUUUAAAUGGAGGCUUUGCCCUUUCCUUCCCUUCUUCACACUUUGCCCCUAUUGAAGAGCUCUCCCUUAAUUUCAGUCAGAUUGUUAAAGCUUGAUUUCAGUACCCAAGAACACCCAGCCAAGAUGCAGAACGACGAGGGACAAAACAUGGAUCUUUACAUCCCCAGGAAAUGUUCUGCUACGAAUAGGCUUAUCACCUCAAAGGAUCAUGCUUCUGUUCAACUUAAUGUUGGUCAUUUGGAUGAUAGGGGUGUGUACACAGGCAGUUUCACAACUUUUGCUCUCUGUGGUUUCAUCCGUGCUCAGGGUGAUGCUGACAGCGCAAUGGACCGCCUCUGGCAGAAGAAGAAAGUUGAAGCUAGACAAGAGUAGAAAAAUAGAUUUGCAUUUUGAUGUUACUUUAUGAUGAAGGAUUCUGGAUAACCAUUUAAAUUUCAGUUGAGUUAGACAAUGUUCUCCAUGCUAUUCUUCAUCUUUGGAUAUUUGAAUUGCCCCGUUGGUCAUGAUUUUUAUCUCA